CCCGCCCGUGCCGGCCGCAGCGCCCCGCACGGGCUGCAUCUCCCUCCGCCCGCCAUGGCGGCGGCACCGGCCGGGCCGGCACAGCUGGUGCGCAGCGGGCAGAAGGACGAGCUGUACCGGAGCGGGCUGCGGAGCGGGGCCGGCACCGCGCUGCACGGGCUGGCGGGUGCCAAGAGGUGGCUGGAAUGGAGGAGAGAGGUUGAACUGCUGUCGGAUGUCGCCUACUUCACCCUUACCACUUUGGCAGGUUAUCAGACCCUGGGUGAGGAGUACGUUAACAUUGUUCAAGUUGACUCAAGCAAGAAAAGGGUACCUUCACUUCUUCGACGGGCCCUGUUCAUUUCUCUCCAUACUGUGCUACCCUACUGCUUAGAAAAGGGAUUGCUGCAUCUGGAGCACGAGCUGCAGGCAGGAGCUGAGGAGUCCAGAACCUCACAGAGCAACCCAGCACUUGGCUUAUCCUGUAGGACCUUAGUACGGAACUGGAUACAGAAACAAGUUGGGGAGCUGACAGAACAGCAGAAGAAGAGAGCCUUACAAACUGUGUAUGUUCUUAAGCAAUGCAUACCUUUGCUUCAUCGACUACAUCUGGCAGUAUUCUACAUCAGUGGCACUUUUUAUCACCUGUCUAAAAGAAUUGCAGGAAUCAAGUAUCUGCAUUUUGGAGGACUGCAAAGAGAAGAUAAGAGCAUUCGAUCAAGUUACAAGAUUCUUGGAAUAAUUUCACUCUUCCAUCUUCUUCUAACAAUUGGUGUUCAGAUGUACAGCUUCAAACAGAAGCAGAGAGCAAGGCAGGAAUGGAAACUACACCGCAACCUUGCUCACCAAAGAGAUACGACCAAAGAAAAAGCUACGGGGCGCCUCUCCCGCUGCACUUUGUGUUUGGAAGAACGGAGACACACAACAGCCACCCCCUGUGGCCACCUCUUCUGCUGGGAAUGCAUCACCGAGUGGUGUAACACCAGAACAGAAUGCCCACUGUGCAGAGAGAAGUUUCAUCCUCAGAAGCUGAUCUACCUACGUCACUAUCAACUGUGAAGGAAAAAUCUCUUCUGUUUCACAAGGGCCUCAGCUCUCAUACCCAUUAUAAAGUUGUCAUACAGUUUAAGUUAGUCCAAGAAAAAGACUUUUAUUAUAAAACUGGUAACUGCCAGUGCAAGGUGGCACUUCAUUCAUGUUUUACAGGAUAAAUCUAUAUCUGCCUCUCCUCUUCUGUUUCUUCUAACAUGGUUCUUGACCAUAUAAACACCAUAGUUGUCUCCCUGAUUUGCCUGUAUUAUUCAGAAAUUCCAGCAAACCUGGAAAGCCAGGGCUUUCAGAUUUGAGACAACAAACUGUCAGCAUCCAUGCCUGGUUCUUUUAUAAGGCCCUUUCUGGAUACCUUGUUUCCAUAUUUUUCUGUUUUGACAUUACUGGUUUCCACAAUGCCAAUAAAACAAACACAUGCAAACAAACAAAAACAAGGGGUCAAUGUGAACUAAAACUACCUGUCAUUCUCCCAGGAUUACUGAAGGCUGAAUUCCAGAGCUCUAUAAUGACUUCAUCUGACAAAAUCAGAUUAAAGGGUUCCUACAAACAUUCUCCAAUUAGGUGUCUGUUGAAGUUGCCACUAUUCUCCAUUCAGAAUCUUCAAAGAGCUAGUCUUUUCCUACUUCCUGCAAAUGAGUGCUCCCUGAAGAGUUGAAAAAGGCAUUUCAUGAGUAACCAAAAUGAGAAACCAUUACUGAAAAGGAGCCAUAAAUACUGUUAGGCUUUAUAUAUGUAUAUAAAGAUAGAGAACAAGUCAAGGGGGACACUGUCUUUUAAUAAAUUUUGGAAUUAAAAAGUCACUUAAUAAAACUUCAGUUGUAUCACAUGAAAAA
Messenger RNA from Apus apus (common swift), 1862 nucleotides. It is a transcript of the gene PEX10, whose product is annotated as peroxisomal biogenesis factor 10. The record is from RefSeq and is a predicted model, not a curated record. Gene Ontology annotation, molecular function: zinc ion binding. Gene Ontology annotation, biological process: protein import into peroxisome matrix. Gene Ontology annotation, cellular component: peroxisomal membrane. The transcript is spliced from 6 exons. The coding region runs from base 55 to 1038 and encodes 327 amino acids. Lineage: Eukaryota; Metazoa; Chordata; Aves; Apodiformes; Apodidae.